AUGGCACCUCACAGAGAAAACGAGUCGGGCAUUCCCACUUACUGGGGGAAGUCCGGCAGGAUGUUGCAAGUCCUGAUCACCAUCGUUGCUACCACCGAUUUCCUCCUGUUCGGAUAUGACCAAGGUGUUAUGUCUGGUAUCGUCUCCGCCCCCGCAUUCGUCGAAGCUUUUCCCCAGGUCGAUGGUGACCCCACCUAUGAGGGUUUUGUUGUUGCCAUUUACGCCGUUGGUUGUUUCCUCGGUGCCUGCUUCAUCUUCGCUUUUGGAGACAGACUUGGUCGCCGCAACUCUAUCUUCCUUGGUGCUGUGGUCAUGAUCGUUGGUGUCAUUAUCCAGAUUACCGCAGUUCCACCCAACGGCGGCGCUACUGCGCAGUUUAUCAUUGGACGAUGCAUCACUGGCAUCGGAAACGGAAUCAACACUUCAACCAUUCCUACCUACCAGGCUGAGUGCUGCCGUGCGAAGAACCGUGGAAAGGUCAUCUGCAUUGAGGGCGGUAACGUCGCCAUCGGCACGUUGAUUGCUUACUGGAUCGACUACGGCUGUCUUUACGGCCCCGACGACUUCACCUGGCGCUUCCCCAUUGCUUUCCAAUGUGUCUUCGCUGUCAUCGUCAUCGUGAUGAUGACCCAGCUGCCCGAGUCUCCUCGCUGGCUACUUACCCACCACCGCGAGGAAGAGGCUGCAACUGUUAUGGCUGCCCUGAACGGUCUUCCUCGCGAGGAUCCCGAGGUACAGGUCCAGAUGGGCAUCAUCAAGGAGGCCAUCCGCCUGUCUGGUGGUGGUGGCAAGACCAAGUUCUCUGCUGUCCUCACCAACGGAAAGUCUCAGCAUCUCCGUCGUAUGCUUUUGGGUGCUUCUUCUCAGAUGAUGCAGCAGCUUUCUGGUUGCAACGCCGUCAUCUACUACUUCCCCAUUCUGUUCCAGAGUGCUCUCGGCACAACCCACAACCUGGCCCUCCUGCUCGGUGGUAUCAACAUGAUCGUCUACUCCAUCUUCGCCACCACCUCUUGGUUCCUUGUUGAGCGUGUUGGUCGCCGUAAGCUUUUCUUGAUCGGUACCGUCGGACAGUGCUUGUCUAUGAUUCUUACUUUCGGCUGCUUGCUCCCCGGUACUUCCUCUGCCGCCAAGGGUGCCGCUGUUGGUCUCUUCACCUACAUUGCCUUCUUUGGUGCAACAUGGCUACCUCUGCCCUGGUUGUACCCCGCUGAGAUCAACCCCAUCAAGACUCGCGCGAAGGCCAAUGCCACCUCCACUAUCUCCAAUUGGCUCUGGAAUUUCAUGCAGUUCAUUGUCAUGAUCACUCCUGUCCUGAUCUCCAGCAUCAGCGCCUAUACCUACCUGUUCUUCGCCAUCCUCAACGCCCUCUUCUUCCCCGUCAUCUACUUCCUGUACCCUGAGACCUCUGGUCGCUCUCUUGAGGAGAUUGAUCUUAUCUUCGCCAAGGGCUAUCUCGAGAACAAGAGCUACGUCCUGGCUGCGAAGGAGCUUCCCGUCAUGGACGAGUCCGAGAUCUCUCGCUACAACCGCGAGUACGGCAUGGAGGACACCUCCGACGAGGAGACUGGUUCCGGCGGUGACUACAACGAGAAGAAGAGCAGCGAGAAAAACGGCGCAGGCCAGGAGGAUAUACUCCCUCGUGGCGCCCCGACUGCUUAG
Messenger RNA from Didymella exigua CBS 183.55, 1659 nucleotides. Its product is annotated as sugar transporter STL1. Lineage: Eukaryota; Fungi; Ascomycota; Dothideomycetes; Pleosporales; Didymellaceae. Gene Ontology annotation, molecular function: carbohydrate:proton symporter activity. The transcript is spliced from 2 exons. The record is from RefSeq and is a predicted model, not a curated record. Gene Ontology annotation, cellular component: membrane. The coding region runs from base 1 to 1659 and encodes 552 amino acids. Gene Ontology annotation, biological process: carbohydrate transport; transmembrane transport.